Messenger RNA from Durusdinium trenchii, 2190 nucleotides. The record is from the annotation of a GenBank genome assembly. Lineage: Eukaryota; Dinophyceae; Suessiales; Symbiodiniaceae.
AUGGUGCGGCAGAGCUUGGAGGUGGAAUUGGAGUCGGGGAUUGGUGGGGGCAGCAUGCCUGCGGCGGACUGGUGGGAUUUCACCCAAAUUCACUGCCCCAAGUUGUAUGGGACAGAGUUCUUGUCGCUGGACAAGAACGGUGAUGGAAGAUUGUCGUUUGAGGAGUUCGAGCAGGCUGAAGCGAUCCGGGACCGCUGCAGUAUCAAGGCAGAUGAAGCCACACCGAUGCACUUGCUACAUUUGAACUGGAGCAAGGCCUUCGGAGGCUUGCAUUUGGACAUGGCGAGCCGACGUGCCGAACCCCAGGAGCGUUACAUGAGAGAACUGGCUCGGAAGUUCAACCUCCCAUUGGAUCAGGCCAGGCUGCCUGGGAGGAUUCUUCGUUUGAAGAAGAGAUUGAGGCAGAGCAGCAUCGGAGCCGGAGGAGACCCGGAACGAGGAUGCAGCAGUCAGCAUUGGAUGGCAGUGGGCCGCAGACUGCUCAAGGUGCUCAACAGCAAAAAGCUAUCGUGUUGGGAAGACUUGAUUGUCAAAGUCCCAGCAAAGUCUCGCAAAGACAUCUUGCAGCAGAGUGGCGUUGCCACAUCUUUGCUUGUCCGUGACUUUCAAGAAAAGAACGCGCAGACCAGCGGCGCUACGGUCUUGCCACGUUUUUGGCCAGUCACCAUCGAUGAACUUCGACAGAUGGCUUUGCCACUGCUAUGGAUUUGCCUGGCUUUGAAUGGCUUCAUCGAAGAAGCGGAGUUUCGGAAUUGUGUGGCAGUUCUGUGGAAUUGCGACAUGUUCAGACCUCGGACCACGGGCCGGGAGGAUAUCCCAGCCACUCGGUUUCGACAAUUUUGGCUCGAGGCGGACAAGGCCCGUUUGGGGAAGCUGUCCUUCGAGGCGACGAGGCGAGCGCCGUCGCGUCUGGUCGCGUUUGAGGCUGCGAAGCAGGCCGACCGAAACUGGGAAAUGAGUGAGUAUGGAGAUUUCGUUUGCUUGCAGCCGGUGACGAAUUUGAUCGGCACCUGUCGCGAGCUUCGGGAGAACGACUCCUGCUUCUGGAGACGAAAGGUGGACUUCCUGCUGAAAGCGGCCGGCAAUUUCCAAUUAUCGUUGAAAUGCGACCAGGAUACCUGUGUGCUAUUGCUCACAGUGAUUCGAUUGUUGAAGAAUGCGUUGAAUUGUGACUGGCUGGCGCUGCAUGAUUUGCACGUCGUCUUGUCCAGCACUGGCCUUGUAAGACCCUGGAAUAUGGUCCUGGUGAUGUAUUCCCUCUUGUCAUCACAGAGCUCUUUGGUGAUGUCUCAACAAGCCUUGCACUGGCUUUGGGACAUCGUCACGGGCUUUUCCAAGCCUUGGCUAUGCCCCAAAGAACCCUUGGAAGCCAAGUCAUUAGAGCCGUUGCGGCAAUGGCUCCAGAAGUUUGUCUCCAAGGAGAUCCACACCUGGCACGACCUGACGGAGGAGCGGAUCUACGAGGCAAGUGGUUCCUCCGCUGCGCUCCGCCAACGCAAAGAGCGCGUGGUGAAACUGGCACUUUGGCUGAUUCUUGUGCAUGAAUUCGGUGCGCGAGAAGAAGUGCAGCCUUCGCGCAUCGCCGCCAUCGUCAAGACAGCCUCUUCAGCGGGCCGCAAGCUCAAGCAGCUUUGGGCGGUGCCAUUGCUCUUCUUGGCCGAGCCUCUUCGCAGAGGAACCUUGGAGCUGAAGGGUCCAGGCUGGGAUGGCUUGGCGGUGGUGAAGUCCGUCAUCCAGGAUGAUGAGUCCACCACGGGCGGAGGCGCUUGCUCCAUCAGUUUCCCAGCUUGGACGAUGGAUGCUGCUUGGGUCCAUUCACAGCGGGGGCUUCUCCGCGACGGAGCGAGCCGAUGGGUGCAACUGGAUGCCAGGUUCGACGCAGCCUCCGGGACCUAUUGGGGCCAAUGGGUGCGCCAGCCCAGUGAGAGGACGGUGGACCUCGCAGCUCGGAGGACCUCCAGAACCCCUUCGAAUCCGGACGCUGAAGAAUUCUUGGACCAGCCUUUGGAUGUGCUGGUCUUUUCGAUGAGCCGAUGCGAUGCCCAUUUCAAGUCGCUGGUGUGUGGGAGGAAGAGCCAAGAGGUCUUCUCGGAGCUCUUCGGCCUGGCGGGAGGCAUGCAAGGGGAGAAGAUGCUGCUGAGGUGCUUCUACCUCACCAAGCCACGAGAAGCUUCAGAUCUUUUCAUGUGA